UGCAUAGUUAUGUCGGCAACCUUACAGGGAUAGGCGGUUGGAGCGUUCGGCCUCUUCGGCUCUCGCAGUUGCAAACGGAACUUUGGCUAUCAGGGGAUCGUUCACAACGUUCAAACAACUCAGUUGCUUGUCGUUGACCAAUUGACAAGGCUAGCUACUACCGGUAUUGAAGGGUUGCAUAGGAUAGUGCCGCGCAUGUGCGGCUCUUUGCAGCAGCUCCGUUUGACGUCGGGCAGAGAAUGCUCGACGUCUUACUCUCAUUGUUAUAGGCCAUUCCCAACUUCGUUACGGAGAUCGAGCCGGCGAGGGCGGAGUAAUCAACGAGGGGGAUUAGCAAUUUCCUCCAGUAACGAUGCCGCAGCGUUGUAUCCAUCAAAUGAUGAUGGGAUGGCUGGAUCUUCAAAGCCGGAUGUCGAAGCUCCUGUGGUAGAGAGCAUAAGCACAGCGCAUUCGGAGCAGCCCAAGGACCAACCCACGGACGGCCUACCUAAGGUUCCAUGGGGGCUUGGCAAGGUGUUCCAGGUGAUGGCCCUCUGGCUGCUUGCCUACAUCCUCAUCGGCCAGGUGGCCGUACCGCUGGUGCUCAGCCUUCUGGGCCUCGACCGCCCCGAGCUCAGCGUGCGCAGCCACGCUGUGCUGCACCUCUGCCUCGACAUCUCGCAGCUGCUGCUCACGCUGGGCAUCCUGUGGUCCUGCCUCAAGGACUACCAGCCGCGCAAGCUGGGGCUGUUCCCGGUGCGCCUGCGCGGGCGCUGGAUACUGGCGGUGGCGCUGUGCUGCGCGACCUUUCCUGCGGUGGACUGGCUGGCGCAUCAGAGCAUGGGCUGGUUUCCCUCGGAGCUGGACGCCACGUGGGCGAGCAACCUGGAGCACUCGCUGUCGAUCGGGGACUGGGUGACGAAUGUGGCGUAUUUUAGCGUGGUGUCGCUGUGUGCGCCGAUCUGGGAGGAGGCGAUAUUCCGCGGGUUCCUGAUGACGUCGCUGGCGCGGUACAUGCCGACGCCGUACGCGGUGGCGGCCAGCUCGGUGGUGUUUGCCAUGUGCCAUUUCCGCAUGCAGACGUUCCUGCCGCUGCUGGUGUUGGGUGUGGUGUUCUCGCUGGUGUUCAUCCGCACCAACAAUCUCAUCCCGCCGGUGCUGCUGCACA
This is a messenger RNA of Astrephomene gubernaculifera, 1147 nucleotides long. Lineage: Eukaryota; Viridiplantae; Chlorophyta; Chlorophyceae; Chlamydomonadales; Astrephomenaceae. The record is from the annotation of a GenBank genome assembly.